Tupaia belangeri chinensis (Chinese tree shrew) is the source of this 1769-nucleotide messenger RNA. RefSeq names its product transmembrane protein 102 (gene TMEM102). The record is from RefSeq and is a predicted model, not a curated record. Lineage: Eukaryota; Metazoa; Chordata; Mammalia; Scandentia; Tupaiidae.
CCUAGAGAAAAAAGAUAGAGGUGUAUGGCUUCCACCGUCUGGGGAAAUGCCCCCUGGUGGGGCCCGCCGCCCCCGGCCCCAGCCCGGCCGCUCACGGACAUCGACUUUUGCUCUGGGGCGCAGCUGCGGGAACUGACCCAGCUGAUUCAGGAGCUGGGGGUGCAGGAGAGCUGGAGUGAUGGGCCCAAGCCAGGAGCAGACCUCCUCCGGGCUAAGGACUUCGUCUUCUCUUUGCUUGGUCUAGUUCACCGCCAGGACCCGCGCUUUCCUCCCCAGGCGGAACUCUUGCUGCUUCGUGGUGGGAUUCGCGAGGGCUCUGUGGAUCUGGGACAUGCACCCCUAGGUCCCUACACCCGGGGACCUCAUUACGACGCUGGCUUCACACUUCUAGUACCCAUAUUUUCUCUGGAUGGCACUGGGCGAGAACUGCUACUGAAUCUGGAAUCCUGUUACGCCUGGCUCCGCCUUCCCGAGUUGGUGUGCGGAACCCCUGUCCGAGAAGCGUGGCAGGAUUGCCUAGGUCCUCCAGUUCCAGGAGGACCUGAUGUGAUUCUCCGAACUGAGAGCGAUGGAAGUCCCACGGACAGGGAAAUUUCAGUGGACCAGACGCACAGUUACGUCACUGAGUCUGAGCCGAGCGCGUCUUUGGAAAAAUCACCUAGUGACGUUUCAGGGUCCGAGUCGCCUGAGCAUGACGUCACCGAUCUUGGCUCUCCUACACCCUUGAAAAAACUGAGUAGCGUCACCGGUUGCGUCACCGAGGCAGCCGUCGAAAGCUCGGUUCCUAAGCCGUCGGAGACUCGGGAGAUGUGGCCCACAUUGUGCCCCUCCCAAGUGGCUGCCUGGUUCUUUGCUACGCUGGCCACCGUGGCAGAGUCACUGAUCCCAGUUCCAGGCGCCCCACGCCUGGUGCACGCAGCUCGCCAUGGGAGUUUCACCACCAUCCUCCUGGCUACGCCAGGCCCCCCGCGCCGUCUUCUGCUCUUCGACCUGAUUCCCGUGGUGUCCGUAGCAGGCUGGCCCGAAGGAACUCGGGGCCACUCGUGGGCGGGUCCUCUGACUUCCGAGUCCACUUCCUUUUAUCUGGUGCCCGGCGGCACUGAGCGGCUGGGCCCCUCCGGGUGGCAGCUCUGCUUUGCCCGCCAGGAGCUGGCGCUCAAGGCGCGCAUACCCGCGCCGCUGCUGCAGGCGCACGCGGCCGCCCAGGCGCUGCUGCGCCCGCUGGUGGCCGGGACUCGGACUGCGGCGCCCUACCUCCUGCGGACGUUGCUUUUGCGCCUGCCGGCGCUCUACCUGGGGCGGCCAGAAAAUGCGGGCGCCUGCUGCCUCGGGCUCCUGGACGAGCUGAGCCGUGUGCUCGAGGCCGGAACGCUGCCUCACUAUUUUCUGACCGGCCGAAAGCUCCAUGCGGGGGACGGCUCCGCUGGGCUGCUGGGGGCGUUGACUCGGCUCCGCGGGGACCCUGCCGGUGCCCUAAGGGCAGCGGUGGAGGAAGCCAAGGUUGCGCGCAAGGGGGGCGGCCUAGCGGGCGUGGGGGGCGGGGCCCAUUAAAGACGCUCCUUCUAAUCAGCCUGGAAAAGUGCUUCCGUUGGCUAGCGGGACUUGGAGGGAUGCGCUCCUUUCGGCUAGGAGGCAGACUGUGUGCUAUGGGCCCAAAGUCCCUCUUCUAAAGGGCCUCCUUGUCAGUUCCCCUUCGCUCUCCCGGUCCCUGGUACAGGUCGUCCCAUCCGGCAUCUCUGCUCCAAAUCUGUGACCGGCAUCCUUCCCAC